AUGGGGGACCGGCUGUACAUCGGGCUGGCCGGGCUGGCCACUGAUGUCCAGACAGUAGCGCAGAGGCUGAAGUUCAGACUGAACCUGUACGAGCUGAAGGAGGGCCGGCAGAUCAAACCCAAAACCUUCAUGAGCAUGGUGUCCAACCUGCUGUAUGAGCGCAGGUUCGGGCCCUACUACAUCGAGCCGGUGAUCGCGGGGCUGGACCCCAAAAACCUGGAGCCCUUCAUCUGCUCCCUGGACCUGAUCGGCUGCCCCAUGGUGACGGAGGACUUCGUGGUCAGCGGGACCUGCUCGGAGCAGAUGUACGGCAUGUGCGAGUCCCUGUGGGAGCCGGACAUGACGCUUAGGGAAGAGCACAGAUGA
Messenger RNA from Menidia menidia (Atlantic silverside), 366 nucleotides. Lineage: Eukaryota; Metazoa; Chordata; Actinopteri; Atheriniformes; Atherinopsidae. The record is from the annotation of a GenBank genome assembly.